Molecule: messenger RNA, 1038 nt
Organism: Papaver somniferum (opium poppy)
Lineage: Eukaryota; Viridiplantae; Streptophyta; Magnoliopsida; Ranunculales; Papaveraceae
Product: putative F-box/FBD/LRR-repeat protein At5g44950
Exons: 3
Coding region: 292-861 (189 amino acids)
Source: RefSeq, a predicted model, not a curated record
UGACCAGUCCUCGAAGAUUUGAUUUUGGAACACUGUGUUUAUGGUACGAGGGAUUUCUAUGUUUCAAGUAGUACCCUGAAACUCUUGAAUAUUUAUCACUGGGAGGACGAGGGUAGUUUGCGAGACUGCGGUCUUAAAGUUCGUGCACCAAAUCUUGUUUCCUUCUUCUACCAGGGUAGGGUUGCAAAGGAAUUUGUCUUAUCCACCUCUCCAAAACUAAUUGAAGCUGAUGUAUAUUUCUUUGGCGAAUAUGUUGCAACAAGGGAGCAAAGGAUAAGGUAUGGUACAUCAAUGAGUCAGUUUCUUCGAGCCCUUACACAUGUUAAACGUCUAGCUGUUUCUGAUGCAACCUUAAAGUCUCUCUCCUUUGCAGAGGAUCUAUUAGGGAAUUUGCCAACAUUUCAUAAUACCAAACAGUUGAUCAUGACUUCUGGAGAAACUGCUGAUAAAGCAUUAAUUGCUUUGCUCAAAGCAAUACCUAACCUGGAGUCGCUCGUAUUUGACAUGGAUCCUCCGUGUAGUGAUGACGAAGAAGAAGAUUAUGUUGCUGGUAACAACGCUGAUGGCGAACUCAACCUUGACAACAAAGAUGAUGAUUGGAAACUCGAUCUGGUAACUCCUGGAUGCUUACUUGUACACCUUAAAUCGGUUUGCUUUAAGGAUUUUACUGGGAACCCAGGGGAGAUAAAGUUGGUGCAACUGAUUUUGAAGAUUGCAAAAGCUUUGCAAACAAUGACUAUUUCCUCUUUCCAUUAUUCUGCUCUUGGAAAUAGAAAGAGUAAAGAACUUGAGGCGGAGAUAACAAGUCUUCCAAGAGCCUCAACAAGUUGUGUGUUUAAGUUCCCCUCUUGGCAUUCCUAGUCAGUUGAUUUACGUUAGCAAGUAAAUAAAUAGGAAUUUCUAUCUUAGUUUUACACAGUGAACCUUUAUCCAUCUCCAGAUCUGCAUGUGAUCCUGGAUUCUUUUCCAGUUCUGACUCCCAAAAUAGUUGGUAAGCCAUUUAAAAAGGCCAAAAUGAGAAACAAGUCUGUAGAUUUC